GCAACAGAGGUUUUUCACGUGGACAAUGUUGGCCAAGGCUAGCUUGGACGGAGAUAUUACUGCAACUGAGAUGACAGGGUCAACAAAUCAUCAUCAUCUACCAGUUUCAGGUCAUGAAAAUGGCCAAGAAAUGGCUGACAUGCGCCAAGAUUCCAAGAAGAACAAGGUGAAGGAUCAAAGCAAGAAAACAGUACCCUUUUACAAGCUUUUCUCAUUUGCAGACUCUUGGGAUUAUUUAUUGAUGUUUGUUGGGACUAUCGGUGCUGUUGGGAAUGGAGUCUCUAUGCCUUUACUGACUAUAAUUAUUGGAGAUGCUAUUGAUGCUUUUGGAGGAAAUGUUAACACCAACCAAGUAGUUCAUCUAGUUUCCAAGGUGUCUCUCAAGUUUGCAAUCAUGGGUGCAGGCGCCUUUUUUGCAGCGUUUCUGCAGGUGGCAUGUUGGAUGGUCACCGGGGAGAGACAAGCUGCAAGAAUACGGGCCUUAUACCUCAAAGCAAUUUUAAGGCAAGAUAUAAGCUUCUUUGACAGGGAAACAAACAGUGUUGAGGUUGUUGGAAGAAUAUCAGGUGACACAGUUCUUAUUCAAGAUGCCAUGGGAGAGAAGGUAGGAAAAUUCAUACAGUAUGUGUCAUCUUUUUUAGGAGGUUUAGUUGUUGCAUUCAUCAAGGGUUGGCUUCUAAGCCUUGUCCUUCUAUCUUCUCUUCCUCUUCUUGUCCUCUCUGGUUCCAUAAUGAGCUUUGCUUUCGCAAAGAUGGCAUCCCGAGGACAAGCAGCAUAUUCUGAAGCAGCAACUAUAGUAGACCGGAUAAUUGGUUCAAUUCGAACAGUUGCAUCAUUUACUGGUGAGAAGCAGGCCAUAACUCAAUACAAUCAAUCAUUAACUAAAUCUUACAUAAUUGGACUGCAAGAGGGAUUGGCUAUUGGUUUAGGCCUCGGCUUGGUUCGUUUAUUUGUUUAUUGUAGUUAUGCUUUGGCUGUAUGGUUUGGAGGGAAGAUGAUAUUAGCGAAAGGUUAUACAGGAGGGGAAGUCAUAAGUGUAUUUUUUGCAGUACUGACAGGUUCCUUGUCUCUAGGACAGGCAUCUCCGAGCUUAACUGCAUUUGCUGCUGGACAAGCUGCCGCCAUUAAAAUGUUUGAGAUAAUAAAGAGGCAGCCAAAUAUUGAUGCUUAUGACACUGCUGGUAGGCAGCUGGAUGAUAUUUCUGGAGAUAUAGAACUUAGGGAAGUUUGCUUUGGUUAUCCUUCAAGGCCAAAUGAAAUGAUAUUCGAUGCACUUUCUAUUUCAAUAUCAAGUGGCACUACCGCGGCUUUGGUAGGACAAAGUGGGAGUGGGAAAUCGACGGUUAUUAGUUUGAUAGAGAGAUUUUAUGAUCCACAGGGUGGUGAAAUUCUCAUUGACAAUAUCAACCUCAAAGAAUUUCAACUGAAAUGGAUCAGACAAAAAAUAGGCUUAGUCAGUCAGGAACCAGUUCUCUUUACUUGUAGCAUUAAAGAGAACAUUGCCUAUGGUAAGGAUGGAGCAACAGAUGAAGAAAUCAGAGCUGCAACAGAACUAGCUAAAGCUGCUAUCUUCAUUGAUAAGUUUCCCCAUGGACUUGACACGAUGGUUGGCGAACAUGGAGCUCAACUUUCUGGAGGCCAAAAGCAAAGAAUAGCUAUAGCAAGAGCAAUUCUGAAAGAUCCAAGAAUUCUACUCCUAGAUGAAGCAACAAGUGCCCUUGACGCAGAGUCGGAAAGAGUGGUACAAGAGACGCUAGAAAGAAUUAUGAUAAACCGAACAAUGAUCAUUGUAGCCCACCGCCUAAGCACAAUAAGGAAUGCUGAUAUCAUUGCCGUUAUUCACCAAGGAAAAGUAGUAGAAAAAGGUACACAUGAUGAGCUCACCAAUGAUCCUGAUGGAGCUUAUAGUCAGCUCAUUAGGCUGCAAGAAAUUAAAAAGGAUUCAUCAGAACAGCAUGGUGCUAAUGACUCAGAUAAGCUAGAAACAUUUGUAGAAUCUGGAAGAGAGUCUAGGCCUACCGCACUAGAAGGAGUGUCUGAAUUUCUUCCUUCAGCAGCAGCAUCACAUAAAAGUAAGACUCCAGAUGUCCCAUUUCUUCGUCUCGCUUAUCUUAACAAGCCUGAAAUCCCGGCGCUACUCAUUGGGACUCUAGCAGCAGCAGUAAUUGGAGCAAUGCAACCUAUUCUGGGACUUUUAGUCUCCAAGAUGAUAAAUACAUUCUUUGAGCCUGCAGAUGAACUUCGUAAAGAUGUGAAUUUUUGGGCAUUAAUGUUUGUGUUCUUUAGUGUGGCUUCAUUCGUUUUUCAGCCGUUAAGGUCCUACUUUUUUGCUGUUGCUGGUUCUAAGUUGAUAAAAAGGAUCCGGUUAAUGUGCUUUGAGAAAAUAAUUCACAUGGAAGUAGGAUGGUUUGAUAAAGCUGAGAAUUCAAGUGGUGCACUUGGUGCAAGGCUGUCAACCGAUGCUGCUUCGAUUCGAACUUUGGUUGGGGAUGCACUCGGUUUGCUAGUUCAAGAUAUUGCCACUGUAAUUACAGCCUUGGUAAUUGGCUUUGAGACUAGCUGGCAGCUUUCUCUCAUCAUUCUUGUUUUGCUACCUCUACUGUUAGUAAAUGGACAUUUACAAAUCAAAUCCAUGCAAGGAUUCAGCACAGAUGCAAGGAAACAGUAUGAGGAAGCAAGUCAAGUAGCGAAUGAUGCAGUAGGGAAUAUCAGAACAGUUUCCGCUUUCUGUGCUGAAGAGAAGGUGAUGGAGUUAUACCAAAAGAAAUGUGUAGUACCAGUACAGACAGGAAAAAGGCAGGGUAUAGUUAGUGGAGUUGGUUUUGGCUUAUCAAUCUUCUUUAUGUUCUGUGUUUAUGCAUGCAGUUUUUAUGCUGGAGCACAACUUGUUAAGAAUGGCAAAACCUCAAUAUCAGAUGUUUUUCAAGUGUUUUUCUCUCUCACAAUGGCAGCCGUCGCAAUAGCUCAAUCUGGAUUCAUGGCUGUAGGAGCUAGUAAAGCAAAAAGCUCUGUUGCUUCUAUAUUUGCUAUUCUUGAUCAGGAAUCAAAAAUAGACUCUAGUGAAGAAUCAGGAAUGACAUUGGAAGAUGUGAAGGGAGAUAUUGAGUUCCAUCAUGUCACUUUCAAGUAUCCAACUAGACCUGAUGUUCAUAUAUUCAAAGAUCUUUCUUUGACCAUUCAUUCAGGACAGACAGUUGCUCUAGUAGGUGAAAGUGGAAGUGGAAAGUCAACAGUGAUAUCAUUGCUGCAAAGAUUUUAUGAUCCAGAUUCUGGUCAGAUUAAACUGGAUGGAACAGAAAUCCAAAAGCUACAACUUAGAUGGUUUAGGCAGCAAAUGGGCCUGGUAACCCAGGAGCCUGUGCUGUUCAAUGACACCGUGCGAGCCAACAUUGCGUAUGGAAAAGGUGGCAAUGCAACUGAGGCUGAAAUUAUAGCUGCAGCAAAACUUGCAAAUGCUCAUAAGUUCAUUAGCAGUUUGCAGCAGGGGUAUGACACAAUAGUAGGGGAGAGAGGGAUACAACUUUCUGGAGGACAGAAGCAACGUGUGGCAAUUGCAAGAGCCAUAGUUAAGAAUCCAAGAAUAUUACUACUAGAUGAAGCCACAAGUGCACUUGAUGCUGAGUCUGAAAAAGUGGUUCAUGAUGCACUUGAUAGAUUGAGGGUGGACAGAACCACCAUUGUGGUGGCUCAUAGACUAUCUACCAUAAAGGGUUCAAAUUCAAUUGCAGUGGUUAAAAAUGGAGUGAUUGAAGAGAAAGGAAAGCAUGAAACGUUGCUCAACAAGAGUGGUACCUAUGCUUCUUUAGUAGCACUGCACACGACUAGCACAACAAAGGGUGGUACCUAUUGCAAUAGAAUUUAAGUGAUUUUUUUAAUUUAA
Messenger RNA from Medicago truncatula (barrel medic), 3880 nucleotides. RefSeq names its product ABC transporter B family member 11. Gene Ontology annotation, cellular component: mitochondrial inner membrane. The coding region runs from base 26 to 3862 and encodes 1278 amino acids. NCBI's taxonomy places the organism in Eukaryota, Viridiplantae, Streptophyta, Magnoliopsida, Fabales, Fabaceae. Gene Ontology annotation, biological process: oligopeptide export from mitochondrion. Gene Ontology annotation, molecular function: ATP hydrolysis activity; ATP binding; ABC-type oligopeptide transporter activity. The transcript has 12 exons. The record is from RefSeq and is a predicted model, not a curated record.